This is a messenger RNA of Thalassophryne amazonica, 614 nucleotides long. It is a transcript of the gene rps11, whose product is annotated as ribosomal protein S11. The transcript has 5 exons. Gene Ontology annotation, cellular component: ribosome; cytosolic small ribosomal subunit. The record is from RefSeq and is a predicted model, not a curated record. NCBI's taxonomy places the organism in Eukaryota, Metazoa, Chordata, Actinopteri, Batrachoidiformes, Batrachoididae. Bases 54 to 539 code for a protein of 161 amino acids. Gene Ontology annotation, biological process: translation. Gene Ontology annotation, molecular function: structural constituent of ribosome.
UCUUCCGCCCGUCGCGCGCAUGCUCAGGUCUCUUUUCCACUCGGCUUGCGAAGAUGGCGGAUGCACAAACUGAGAGGGCUUAUCAGAAACAGCCCACCAUCUUCCAGAACAAAAAGCGUGUUCUGGCCACUGAUGGUGGCAAAGAGGCCAAGGAAAAACUCCCCCGCUACCACAAGAGCGUCGGGCUGGGCUUCAAAACCCCAAGAGAGGCUAUUGAAGGCACUUACAUUGAUAAGAAAUGCCCCUUCACCGGAAAUGUCUCCAUCCGUGGCCGUAUUCUCUCUGGUGUGGUGACCAAAAUGAAGAUGCAGAGGACCGUUGUUAUCAGACGUGACUACUUGCAUUACAUCCGCAAAUACAACCGCUUUGAGAAAAGGCACAAGAACCUCUCUGUCCACCUGUCACCUUGCUUCAGAGACGUCACAGUUGGAGACAUUGUGACUGUUGGUGAGUGCCGGCCGCUAAGCAAGACUGUGAGGUUCAAUGUCCUCAAAGUGACCAAGGCUGCUGGAGCAAAGAAACAGUUCCAGAAAUUUUAGGAUUGUGAUUGACUGAGCAGGCGAGUUGGCUGACUUGUUGCUGUGUCAAAUAAAGAAAACAUUGUUUAAAUAAAA